Toxorhynchites rutilus septentrionalis is the source of this 2348-nucleotide messenger RNA. RefSeq lists its product as uncharacterized. The transcript is spliced from 3 exons. Gene Ontology annotation, molecular function: catalytic activity. NCBI's taxonomy places the organism in Eukaryota, Metazoa, Arthropoda, Insecta, Diptera, Culicidae. Bases 468 to 2348 code for a protein of 626 amino acids. The record is from RefSeq and is a predicted model, not a curated record.
CUGUUUCCGUGUGGCGGUAGCUCUUCGGGUUGAACCCGGCUGGUGGCCCGCUCUUGCACAUCGCCCUCCAGCCGCUGGCCGCUCGCUCUUACGCCCGUUCCAGGACCAGCUCCAGUUCGGGGACCCUCCUCGGGUGAUCGCAUUCGUAGUAUUCGUCUUGACCUUAGCUCCAUUGUCUGGGUGUAUCUCCUUUGCCCGGGAGACAGCGGGUUGGCAGGCCUCCAUGACCCGGGAGGCCUUCCCCGGGAGAGAUAUAGCGCUCUGACUCGCUCGCACCCCCUCACUUAGCCACUUUCGACACCCGUUCUCGGAGCCAAGACCAGGUGUGUGUUUCCAGUUCACGCCCGAUCUAAAAAUGUCGUCAUAUGAUCUUCGUGGAGGCGUGAGAUAGGAACAUUUGAGACCAACAGGUGGAAUCGUCGUCACACGCUUUGGCGUGCUUGGUGGAUAUCGCCAAGAAAAGGAAUAUGGGGCGUCAGCGUUCCAGUACUUCAGCCACAGACGGCCCUUCGAACAAGGUCCGGACUCAGUCCGCUGCCCCAGCGGAUGCAGAAACAAAUCAGCUGCUACAGACCAACCAAUAUUCGGUGCUCCCAGAGGACACUGGAAGCAACGAUGCCGUCAUCAAAAAGGAGCGCGUUUCCCCGCUGUUCACAUCUAGGAUGGACUUAGUGAAACUCGAGUCUGAGCUUUCCCAACAACAUCUCAAGCCGCGAUUCAAGCUGUGUAGCGUGGGCAUCAAAAUCGUAUGCUCCAGCCUAAAGGAGUAUCAACAAGUCGGGGCCUACCUGAAAACCGAAGGCGUGCAAUUUUACACACACGAUAUGCAAGCGGCGAAACCUCUGAAGGUGGUUUUACGUGGACUACCACCUGUCGGCCCGGAGGAAGUUAAAACUGAGCUGUCCAAUCUUGGUUUGAAACCGGAGAACGUCUUCGCGAUGACUCGUCGCCCAAACAACAACACGUGGAACCAGCUGUUCCUAGUACACUUCGCCAAGGGCACCACCAACAUCAGCUCGCUCAAAAACAUCAGUGAUUUAUUCCGCGUCAUUGUAUCAUGGGAGCUGUAUCGUCCCCAGCACCGAGAUGUCACACUGUGCACGAACUGCCAAAGGUUCGGACACGGUACCAAAAAUUGCUACAUGCAGGCUCGCUGUGGUAAAUGUGCUGGGAAUCAUUCCAUGGCGUCCUGUGGUCUGGCUGAUGACCAAAAGUCGAAGUGUGCUAAUUGUGACGGUGAACACCAAGCAUCCAACCGAUCCUGCCCUAAGCGAGCUGAAUUCGUCACCAUCCGACAAAAGGCGACCACAUCCAACCAGCCUAGUAGACGCAAGCGUAACGUUCGUCCCCUACCGAUUACCUCGGAUGCGGAGUAUCCAGCUUUCCAGCAACGCCAUCAGGUCCCAAAUUUACACCCGCUUCCCCUCAACAGUCAGCGUAACACCAAUACAUCUCCUGCUACUAAUCAAAUCGAUGAAGCAGUCCGCAAUCGUCGUUCAGCACAGCCCCGCCUCGCAGCUGCUGCCACUCAACCGAAUCAAGGGCACUCCUCCACCUCCUCCACGGACAGUACGCUAUUCACCACACAGGAGAUGCUAACUCUCGUGUCAGAAGUCAUCACAAUAAUGCCAAAUAUGUCCCGUGAAGCUGUCAGCAUUGCAAAUUGUAACGCUUGCUCGCUGAGAAGCAAGCAUAUCGAGCUACUAGAUUUCCUCAAUAACAAGGAGAUCGAUGUUGCUUUCAUCACCGAGACGCACCUUAAACCGGAAAUCAACAUCUUUCUUCCGGAGUUUCGGCUCCUAAGACUCGACAGAACCAGUGCAGAUAAAGGGGGAGUGGCCGUUGCUGUGAGACGAAACAUCGACUGCCGCCUGCUGCCGAACAUUCAGCUCAAAACCAUCGAAGCCAUCGGUAUCGAGGCUCGUACAUCGAUUGGGCCAAUCAUCAUCAUUGCGGCAUACUGUCCUAAGCAAGUCAACAUCAGGGACGGUUCAGCCGCACUGCUACGGAACGACUUGGCCAAGCUUACACGGCGGCGGGCGAAAUACAUCAUCGCAGGAGACCUGAAUGCUCGGCAUGCGAUUUGGGGUAACCGAAGGCAAAACCGGAACGGGAUCAUCCUUGCGGAGGACUUGGAGAGUGGUUAUUACAAUAUCUUGGCGCCGAACAGUCCAACAAGAAUUUCCAGAUCGGGAGUUCACUCUAUUCUGGACAUUUUCCUGACCAUUAUGGCCAUUUCCGAGGAUCCACUCGUCUUCGAGGAACUGUCAUCCGACCACUUCCCGGUGGUGCUUAAGUUGGGUGCCUCUGCUGAUACGGUGGCCAAUCAUUCCCGUAAUCCAGGAUAG